AUGACAUCUUCCAUCAAAGCCGGAGGGGCAUGGCCAACCAUGGAAGAUAUUUUGUUGUAUGAGUGUUGGGUCCAAGUUGGUCAUUACCCGAUCACGAGCAAUGAGAUGAAGUUCUCUCAUAUGUGGAGAAAAAUUCAUGCCGAAUUUUGUGAAAGAUCUAGUUCCGCUCAUACCGAAAUGGCAUUGGCUAGUAGGUAG
Molecule: messenger RNA, 198 nt
Organism: Prunus armeniaca (apricot)
Lineage: Eukaryota; Viridiplantae; Streptophyta; Magnoliopsida; Rosales; Rosaceae
Source: the annotation of a GenBank genome assembly